GGUAGAACACAGAUCCAGCUGAAACAUUUUCAAGCCACCCCAUUCUAGCUGCCUUGAGAUGUUCCCACCCACAUCAGUGUAUUAUUAAAACAUUAUCAAAGCAGCAGAUGACAGAAUCCUGUCCUUCAGUCCCAAUCCAUAAUUCGUACAGACAAAUUCUGGGCACUGGAUAUCAGGGUUUCUACUGCCUUUAGGAAAUGAUUAAUCCCAGACUGCUGAUUAGCCUCCAGACCACAAGCUUGACAAACCGGAUGAGUCAGAGGAGGAGCAUUUCAUUUCAGGGUGGGUGUGGCCUGCUCAUUGAAACCAUUGACGGAAUGACAGUCAGGCUUCGGAUCAUCAGCUGAUUUUGUUCAAGAAGCUGUUUCUGUACAGAUACUGAGGAUUUUCCGUCCUUAAAUGUGCUAUGGAAAUACAGUUACUCAUACAUUUCUUAAAUGUCCACAAGAAGAAACUUGUACAGAGUCCGAAGGCUGCUAUUGCAGAACAUUUAGUUGCCAGUGCUUGAGUUCAAAGAACACAGGUUUGAGUGUGACUAUGGCUUCACUUUUCACUUUCCACCUUAUCGAUCUGUGUUUUGAAAGUACACUUAUUUUUUUUCCUGUGGGCAUCUUCUCUGUGAGUGGCCAAACAAUUUGGUCGUCGUAAGCCUUUCAGUUUUGUAAAGGAUUUGCUAAAAGUGCUUGGAAUAUUUGUCUGGAAAUGACUGAAGGAAAGCACACUAACAGAAGUGGAUUACUGUUCCAGGAAGUUAGAAACUCUCACUAUUUUAUCUGUUUGCGUGUCUUGAUCCUGGAUUACUUAACUGGAUUACACAUGAAACAGAGUAGCAAGUGAAAACACAUUCACCUGCACUCUCUCUCACAUGCGCUUGUCUACACACAAACACACACACACAGUCUUACUAGACCCUUCCACCUACACACCUCUACACACACACACACACACACACACACACACACACACACACACACACACACACACUUACAUUCACACUCUUUCCAAAUGCUGAUACAUUCCCUAGGACAGUCAGACUGGCACAGCCAUAUUAGUGUGUACCAAACGUUUGCUAGGGUUUGAAGAGCUUUGUACUUGCUGGGUACUACUGUUGUGAAGUUUGGCGGUCCCAGUUCUCUAGGAUACGUUUGUUCACAGUCUCAUUGGUUUUGCUGCCACCCUCUGCUUAUGAUUCACAGCCCUUUCCUGGUCCUCUAAUCCAUAUCAAAGAGCUGUGAUUCUCCAUCAGUGCAGAGUUCUGAACUGUUUCUUUUAUGGGAUUAACUUUUUUGGUGACAGCCUUGUAAAGUACAGUUCAGAUAAGAAUUGAGUUGCCUUUUUUGAAGUAGGAUUAUUCCACUGUAGGCCUACAUCUGAAGGAGUAGAGUAUUUUUCAUUGGCAGUAUGUCCUGGAAGAGAAACUAUUUUGCAAGUGGAAACAGCGGACUUCAAGGCAUGCUUGCUCCUCGAACCAUGACUUCUAUAGCAUCCAGCAAAGGGCUGAUCAACGAACCAGGGCAAAACAGCUGUUUCCUGAAUAGUGCACUACAGGUCUUAUGGCACCUGGAUAUCUUUCGCAGGAGCUUCAGACAGCUGACAACUCACAAGUGUAUGGGAGACUCUUGCAUCUUCUGCGCUCUCAAGGGAAUUUUUACUCAGUUUCAAUAUAGCAGUGAGAAGGCGCUACCAUCAGAUGCCCUCCGUAGUGCUCUUGCAAAGGCCUUCCAAGAUGAACAGCGAUUCCAGCUUGGUAUCAUGGAUGAUGCAGCUGAAUGCUUUGAGAAUAUCCUUCUGCGGAUUCAUUUCCACAUUGCAGAUGAGAGCAAGGAGGACAUUUGCACAACCCCCCACUGUAUUUCUCACCAGAAGUUUGCUAUGACCUUGUUUGAACAGUGUGUCUGUACAAGUUGUGGAGCUACAUCUGACCCUCUGCCAUUUAUCCAGAUGGUACAUUACAUCUCCACUACAGCACUCUGUAACCAGGCAAUCCAUAUGCUGGAGAGGCGAGAGAAGCCAACACCAGAUAUGUUUGGAGAACUUCUUCAGAAUGCUAGCACAAUAGGAGACCUCCGGAACUGCCCGAGCAAUUGUGGUGAGAAGAUUCGCAUCCGAAGGGUGUUACUGAAUGCCCCUGAAAUCAUCACCAUUGGGCUUGUAUGGGACUCGGACCACUCAGACCUUGUUGAAGAUGUUAUUCACAGUCUUGGCACCUGUCUGAAGUUGGGAGAUCUGUUCUACAGAGUAACGGAUGAUAAGGCUAAGUUGGCAGAGCUCUAUUUAGUGGGGGUGAUCUGCUACUAUGGGAAACACUAUAGCACCUUCUUCUUCCAGACCAAGAUUCGUAAAUGGAUGUACUUUGACGAUGCUCAUGUUAAGGAGAUUGGUCCAAAAUGGAAGGAUGUUGUGAUGAGAUGCAUCAAAGGCCAUUACCAGCCCUUAUUGCUGCUGUAUGCCAACCCAAGAGGGAAUCCUGUAUCUGUUAUGGACCGCUCCUCCCAUCUGGACCUCCAGCACUAUAACAGGACUUGUUAUGAUAGCGAAGAUUCAGGAAGAGAACCAUCCAUUUCUAGUGAUACACGAACUGAUUCAUCGACUGACAGUUACCACUACAAACACACACACUAUGAGUCUGUGGUCAGCCAUUUCUCUUCAGACUCUCAAGGCACAGUGAUCUGUGGUGUGGACAAUGACUCCACCUCACAGAGUAGCAGAGACACAGGGCAUCUUACAGAUAGUGAGUCAAAUCAUUACCAGGACACUAAAAAAGGAUCCCUGAGUGACCGAAAGAAGAAUGGCAGCCGUCCACGGCGAAUUGAAGAACGUAUUAAACCAGGAAAAGGAGAUGAAAUACCGGUCUCUGGGUAUCACAGUGAUGGAGAAACCCUGAAGGAGAAACAGGCACCAAGAGCUCCUCCCAAACCUCCUACCAGUCGCCUGAGGGAGUUCAGAGAUACCAUGAGCAACAUCAUAUAUAGCAGGCCCACACUGCUAGUCGAACUGCCUCGUAAACCCAGCCAAGGAAGACCAGGCAUUGAGGAUCAGAUGCAGAAUAGGCCCUCAGUGUUGCCUCGAGACUGGGAAGCUGAGAGCACCAGCAGUGAGUCCAAGUCAAGCUCUUCUGGUCGUUUCCGUCCAGUCUGGAGACCCAAGAGAGAGGUCUUGAAUAUUGACAGUAUCUUUAAAGAAAAGAGAAAGUAUUCUGGCUACACACAACUGAGUACAUCAUCAGAUGACACAGGCAAAGAAGACAGAGCAGAGUGCCAAAUAAAAGACUGUGCCCUUCAAGAAGUCACAGGAAGUGGGCGACAUGAGAAGUGUGUAAGCUCCAGUCGAGGGUUCCGUCCUCCUGCUGACAUCCAGGCACGCUUGAUUCAAAGAAUGGAGUCUGGGUAUGAAAGCAGUGAACGUAACAGCAACAGCCCUGUCAGUAUUGACAUACCUCUUUCAGAGGGUUCGCUAUCUCAUUCUUAUAGGGAGCUGAAUAUGAAGAAAACAGUUGGUGUAGGACCUGCAUGGAAGAAUAUGCCUAAAUCUCAAAGCAGUGGGACCCUGGAACUGGAAUCUACAUCUUCGCAAAGCUGGUUCAACCGCCAGCAUAGCUUUGGUGAUUGUGUUAGUCCUUCAACAAAAAGUGAGUUGGAUGAGCUUCAAGAAGAGGUGGCACGUAAGGCCAUAGAGCAAGAAAUGCGGAGGAAAAACGAGCAAGAGAAGGAGGCAGCUAUGGGCUUCAAUCCAUGGCCCAGCAAGUUUCUGGAUCUAGAUGAGCUGCAAAACCAGGGACGAAAUGACAGCUUUGAAAAACCUAUGCAGGAAGUAGACUCCAUACUAGAACAAUCUUCCCAGCUAGAACAGAAGGGGGAUAUGGCUUCAGCCCUCAGUCUCUGUAAUGAAGCAAUGUCUAAACUAAGACUUUCCAUGCAUGGUGCCAAAGCUAGUACUCACAACAGAGCCUGGGUUGAAAAGAAGCUACAUAUCUGUAUGAAAAAAGCUCGGAAUCUGCAAGAUCGCAUGCAACAAGGGAGCUCUUCCUCGCCACAAGGGGGAGCCUUCACCCAGAUGCAAAGUCAGCAGAUUAGCCCGAACAAAAUUCAGCUGAAAAAAGAAGAAGUUCUUAAACCGGUCAAUGAUCCGGAGACUGGACCUAAUUCAUUUGUAGUCUUUCCUACCUCCUGUCAUAGUCUGUCUCCAUCUUCACUCAGCCAGUGCCCAGUGCCAAAAUCCCCCCAGCCUUCAUUGUCUUCAUGUACUGACUAUCAGCUGCAGAAUCGUCAUGCCAUCAGCUUCCCAAACUUGCCCACCAGUCCCAGUAAGUGUGAGAAGGUGUUGAGUUACUCCCAUGAAAAUGAGGUGGAGCAUGCACGUUUCACACCUUAUGGAGAGAUAUGUAAUGCCCAGGUAGGAAGCAGGGAAGAUGAAAGCCAGGAUUCCAGCUUUGUUUGGCUUGACAAGGACUGUAAUGACCCUGCUGAUUCCACUUUGCAGCAGAAGUUGCAGAAAAAAAUCCACACUUCUGAAUCAUUGCCUACUUUGUCAGUCUACCUCAGAGAUGAGUAUUUUAAGCUUCUAGCUCCCACACCCCAUGUGUUAACUAAUGAUGAGGACCGAAAUGGAUGCCCUACAGAUAUUAUGUGCCUGAGCUCCUUGGAGCACUGCAGUGGUAAUCCAUAUGAGAGUCGCUAUGCUGCAGCAGAAACUACUGAGGCUUCAUCUUUACAGCCGUACAUCCCAAAUUCCAGCCAGUUGUCACUAUCACCAUCAACAUAUCCAAAAAGUAUAUUAGAUAGUACAGAUUCUUCCAUAUCUGAUUACUGCAGAAGUAAGGGUUUUACAUGGUCACAGGCUGAAGCUUCUCAAGGACACCACAAUACACCUGUAAGGACUAACAACAGUGAUGCAUUUCAUAAUACUGCAACUUUUCAUAUGGUACAGACACAAGAAUCUUAUCUGGAUUCCUCAACUUCAAGUCUUAAGGCAAUACCUUCCAAAAACACUGGGGAUAGAAACUGGUCUUCUAAGAGUGCACACUUGAGGUCAGCUACAUUAGACAAGGCAGAGGGAGCAGUCUCUCCAUCAAAGAGCCCUGCAAAGCCAGUUGUGUCCCAGCAGCUACGUCAGCAUUAUGAUCAGGGACAUAACACAGAAACAUUUGGUUCAUUGUGUCAGAACAGUGAAACUCUAACCAGUCAUGUGGCUUCUUUGCCAGUGGACCGCUGGGUGGAAAAUGUGACAAGAUACUAUCAUUCUCAGCCUAAGAGUAGAAUGACAGAAGGGCAUCCCCUCUCAGGAGAGAUGUCAGCAUCCCUCAGUGAUCACAGCUUACAGGACAAUUCAGAUAGAUUUCAGUUGCAGCACCAUCCACAGUGGAACCAGGACACUGAACAAGAGAUCUCUGAACUGGAGGUUCUCUAUCUGCAAAGUCUGCAAGCUUCAGGAAGCAGUAGACCACAAGUGGGAAAGCCAGCAGGCGGGCACAGUGCCAGACCAGUCCAUGGCAAGCCAGUUUCAGUAAGUAGCAUGAAUCACAGCACUUCAAGAGGGCAGUCUAAAACCCCAACUGCAGACAUUGAACGGGCUGCUUAUAGAUCCCUGAUCCAUGAGAAAGGCUUGGAGCACAGAACAAAGGUGGCUUGCGAACCCAGUAACUCUAAGACCGAGGAUGACAGGAUGUAUAGCGCUGACAACUUACGGCGAAUAGCACGCAACUUGAGUGGGACAGUUAUCAACAACAAAGAAGAAUGCGCUGUUUCAUCUAACACUUUUGAACAACCAUAUGGGAAGAAAAAGCAUGUGGGGCCCAGACAACAAAUCAAUACUUCUUCCUUUAACCCUCCUAAGUCAUCAUGUGCUCUUCUGCACAGCCCACCCUCACAAUAUAUCCAUCCCCGUGAUCCACAGCUUCCCAGCAUGGCAGAUGAAGCACAAAGCACAUCAGGAGCUGCAAAAACAGUUAGAACAUUUUUGGACACAGCUAGCAGGGAUGAAGCAAUCUACAAUGACAACUAUCGCAGUGUUGGACUGACUUAUGGCACCCUGCCCCGAACAAAGAAAAACUCCGCUGCUGUAGGAGCAAGACCAUCCACCAACAACUGUCCUCUGGAUAGCCAAGCUGGCAGGCAGAAUCAUGUUUCAGUGACUAAUACGUCUCGAGACCAAAGAGUGUCAGGGCUAGGCUGCCAAGCUGUAUGCAGCAACAAACUGCACAAGAGGCCAGUACUGCAGCAAGUGAAUAACCGGACAUUUGACGUGGCCCACUUUAUCAGCAAUAAACCAGUGCAGAAUGUAAGUUUCAGCAGUCCAAAAAUUCCUGCUUGGAAUUCUUGGAAUCAUACAACAAUCUCAGAUGGUCCAUCUCCAAAUCCCAAGGUCCAUAGUCCAAAGCGAAUGGAUGUACCUCCAGAUGUUGAAUGGAAUAAGUCAGUACCUGCAGCUUUAUCUCAUCCUUCUGCUUCCAACAGGCUUCCUUUGCAUGUUGUUCCAAAAAAUCUGUCAGAUUUUGUUGCCUGUGGGCCGAACAGUACAUUAAACACUGUAGUUAAGCUCACACCAGACACAUCCGCUUCUUCAAAGACGCACAGUAAGACCAAGGUUUGCUCACUUUGUCAGAAGGUGAGCAUAGACCCCAAUGUUACAUACUGUCGGAACUGCAGUUCUUAUAUGACACGCUUUAAGUCAAGGCAAUAAAUGUUAUUGUAGUUUUUGUUUUGCUUUCCACUUGUGAAAACUGCCAAAAAACACGUACAAGUGAAGAUGGAAAUGCAUUGACAGAUUUUGUAUUCCAGAAGUUGUAGCAGUUCAGGUGAUUCAUUCAGACUCUUUCUUCCCCUCACCUCCCAAAAAGUAUACAUACUUCUUGGAAAGUAAUUCUUGAGCAAUAAUGUGACAAAAAAAAUGUUGCCACGGACCUGUUUCAAGGAAACUAAGGAGUAGUGGUGAGGCAUGAAGUGAUCCUGCACAGAAUCUCUUCCCCCUCCUCUCUCAGUAUUGACUGGUACAACACAGCUGGGGUGAUCGUAGCCUUUCCUUUGUAGCAUUGUGUGUUACCCCAUCGCUGUGAAGCAUCUCAGGACACCUGUAUGUGAGCAAAUGCUGUAAGAAGUAUGCCAGCUGCUGCUGCUGUUCCUGUUGCAAAUUGAGAAUCUGGAGAUUGUUCUGUGUGUGUAUGUGCAGUUUGCAGAAAUCCUUCUUUAAGUAUUAAGCUGUGUUUCAGAAUGUUGGACUGUUUCUCUGAGCUCAUGUAGUAAGUACUGCGCUGCAGUCAUGCAUAAAACUAACUCAGUAUAUUAACUGUAGGUCAGCUUUUCACAGAGUUGGGUUUACAAGAACUAAUUCCAAUACUUAUUAAUCUCUUUCCCACUUAGGUCACAGAUUUUUUUUUAAUGUUCAUAUUUUUUUUGUUUGUUUUCAAUUGUGCUAAGAAAAUGAAGAUCAGUCUUGUACAAUUCCCCCUAAUUUAUUUUGAAGGAUGUUCUGUAUGCUGCUAGCUAUAUGUCACAUUGUAUCCCUUAGUAGAAAUGUUUAACUGUGUAGUAAGGUUACCAGCAUGCAGCUAGGUCAGAACAGGAGUAAUUGCUUAUUGUGAAAGUUAUAUACAUGUAUAGCAAUGCUCUUUCAUUUGCAAAAUGUCUAUGUGGCUAGUAACAGUUUUAGGCAGUUGAAGUGGAAAUGACCUGAUUUUACCGGAUUCCACAUUUAGAGUGAUACAGUGGGGUCUUGUGCCAAGAGAAUGUCAGACUUUGAUGUAUUUCUGUUUCUGGUUUACACAGUACUGCACAAUACUGUAGUUUUAAUUAUUAAGAUAACACCCUGUAACUGUGCUACAUUUUCAUACCUGUGCAGCAUCGCAUUACAUACAGUGAUGAGCUGUGAUACAGUUAACUAUGACUUAAAAUCUACAACUCUUGUUUUCCCUUCUAUCUCACUCCUUGUUUCCUCCAAUGUUACCUAUUUCACAUGUCAUAACCUACCAAUCUUCCCUUCCUUACUACCUGAUGACUGAUAAUGGUAAACUCCCAAACCUGUCUAGGCUGUUGUAGAUAUUGUAUGCUGUUAUUGCAGUUAAACAAAUGAUGUAACACUUUUAAGUUCUGUGAAAGAAGUAUUAUUACUACUAUCAUAUUUUAUUUCUCAUACCAGUGUACCUUGUUUAUCUAAUUGUAUUUUAGCAUGGAGCUUUUCUCCCCAGGACUCCUGUAAAAGGGCUAUUCAGCCCAAUCAGACAAUCCCAGUAAAUAACUAUUAAUGAAUGAAUGAAUGCACCCAGGUAGGAUUCUUAACACUAUGUCUUUGUUGAAGGGCAACGUUUUUGCUGAGAACAUUCUUUCAGUACCCUGCCCCAUCUCUGAAUGUCAUAUUUUAUGUUGGCAAAGCAUUUCUUGCCUCUUGACCCCCCCCCCCCACAUUCAAAUGGGCCAGCUCAGUAUAGCUAAAGUUUUUUGUAAUUAAAGACACAUUACCAGUGGCAGUCACUUUGACAAAGAAUAUUUCAGAACUUCAAAUAUUUUCUAUAUCUGCCUUAUUUGAUGUUUCAUACCAGUCCACAUCUUUUUCCAGAGGUGGCCAAGAAGACAGUUUUGAACUUAGUCAUUCGUCUGUGUAUUGUGUCCCUGUAUUCUAAUUCCAUUGAGCAUUUCUUUUGCUUUAUAGAUGCCCACACAUAGCUGAGAUAGAUUCAUGGUUUUACAGUAAGCAAUCAAUAAAGUAGACCAUUAAGAAAAUAGCCACUGCAUGUCCUCUUACUUCUUCCCUCUAUCAAUAAGGGUCAGUGUGUAUAGCCCAAAAGGGAGCUUUCUGAUCCACUUCCACUCAUCACAAUUUGUUUUAAGAAGGGAGAGGUAGUUUUUGACUUGGAGUAGGGACUUAUUCCAUAGGCAAUGGAUCCAUUGGAAAAGUUAUCUUUCCUGCCAAUAGGUUCUAUUUUAUAUUUAAUUGUAAAUUUAAGUCUUUGGAGUGGGUGUUGAUGGUAGUCCCUUUUUUGAAUAUGCAGUAGGUCAAUCAGGAUGAGGUUCUUCAUAGCCUUAAGGAAAAUGCAGAGGUCUCCACACAGAAGUCUAUAAGAAACAGAAAAGACUGAAAGUCACUAAAAUGUUCUUUAUUAUGAAUCAUAUUAGUUGUCUUAGUUAGGAUUCUUAAUAAUAGCUGAUACAUGGUGAUCAGCUGAGACCUCAUUGUCUAAGAAUGUGCGCAAGUCUUUGAUGACAGUAUCGACUUUUGGGGUGGGGUCAUAUCAGUGAAGCAAGUGCAGGGGGUGCUUUUGUUUUCGAAUGAAUGGUAUACUUUUUUUUUUGCACUGAACAUAAGACCAUGGUGUUGACACCAGGAAUUAGCAUGUUUAAGACCUUGCAGGAUAUGAAUAUCUGUUGGAGAGCUUGACAGCACCAAGUUUGCAGUCAUCAGCAAACUUUGUCAGUCACUGACUCAUGACAUUAGCCCAGAUGUCAGAGAAGUAUAUGCCAAAGAAAAGAGCACCAAGCAUUGAACCUUGUGGUGUGCUACUGCUGACAAGUCAUUUAGGGUAAAACAUGCCACCUACUUCAACUGCAUGGGUUCUAUCUGUGAAUCGGUUGACAAUCUGGUGAGUUAUAGUGGUUAAUAUUUAAUCGGGUAUGUUUAUUUAUGAGACCACAGUGUGGGACACUGUUAAAGGCCUUUGCCAGCUCUGCAUAGGUUGUCUGUAUUGACAAAUGAUUGUCCAGUGCACUAGUUAAUCUCUCAAACUUUACCAGAUUCAGAAGAUAGCAUCUUCCCUAAAUAAAGCCAUUUUGUUUGGGAUUAAGGACUGCAGGCUGCCUAUGUCAUUAAUUAUGAGUUUCCUUAUAAUACACUCCAUUAAAUGACAGAUACUGUUGAUAGGCUAAUGGGUCUGUAGUUCCGAGUCAGUCCAUCUUUGUGUAUUGGUACUACAGUGGCCGUCUUCCUUGACUCAGGCACAUAACUAGUAGAGAUGCUUAGGACAGAAAGGUUUACAAGGUUUACAAGCUGGUGAGCGAGGUUGUGCUUAGUACUGACCAUUGGACAACUUGGUAUGUAUUUGGCCCAAUAGAGUUAAUGUUUCUGGCUUUUAACAGAGUGUUUAGAACCAUUUCCAAAUUAAUUUUGGUAGUGGAAGAUAAGUGUGAGGUGGGGGAGAGUGGGAUGAAGUUCAUGAGUAUAUUAGCAAUUCCUUUCAAGUCUGAAAAGGCGGUACCAUAGAUCAGCUCUGUGUAGUGUUUAGCAUUAUUUUGGAGAUUCCUAGUUAAUUGGAGGAAGUUGUGAUAUUCAUUUCAUAUUUGGCUUUGCAGGAUUUGAUCUUAUAAUUGAGUUCUUUGUUUACCUUUUUGAGAUAAUCUUUAGAAAGAGGAGAAUUGUGUUUUUUUUCUUUGAGCUAGUAGUUAUUUUCUUUUGUUGUAAAGUUUUCCAAAAGUAGGGUUGCACUAUAGGGCUUAUCUUUUUAAAUUUGCCAUCAUACUUGUGGUUGUGACAGAUGCCUCAAUGCAGGAGUUCAUGUGGGAGUAAGUGUUGGUGGUAUAAGUGGAUACUUUAGCAAUCAGGUCCCCUGGAAGGAAAAACAUUUUUAAAUUUCAGUUGACCAUUUGAUACUGCUAUGAAAUAAGCCUUAAUGAAAAAAAAAAAGAUACAUGGUGCUCAUAUGAGAACUCAUUGUGUAGGAAUGUGCCUAAGUCUAGGAUAACCAUAUCAGCUCUAAGGGGGUAUCAUCAAUGUAGGAAGUGCAGGUAAGCUUUUGUUUUCUAAUGAAUAGUAUAUUGAUUUUUUUUCACUGAGCAUUACAACACGUCAGUUCAGGAAAGAUGAUUACCUUCUUGUAUCAUUUGCUAACUGAACGGAAAGGAGAAAGGUAAAAAAUGCCAGUACAACUAUGCUCUGUAUUAUUACAAGAAGCAGAGGAAAGCCCUCUGUCAGAUCACAGAGAAGCAGAGUAUUCUACUUGGACAGUAUCAAAGUUGAUGAUUUUUGUCAUAAUGAUAAAAUUCCUCAGUGUUCACAUAGUCAAGUUUCCAUAUCUUCACCAAGAACUGCAGCUUGGAUAUGACUUCAUAAGGGUCACAGCUUUUGAGACUAUGACUGUAAGCUAAGUGCUCAAGUGCUUCCAUCCAGGAGACUUCUGUGCUGGGGAUACUACCUUAUCCUGCUGCCAUGCUGUAAAAUUAGCUACAGAAGUGGCGUGUUCAAUACCAGUUGCAGCACACAUAUUUCUACCACAACCUCCCAGCUUUUUCUGCCUGGUCUUAUCUCCGUCAGAUCAUACCUUUCUAAGUGUUGAGUGAAUUUAUUUUGUUUCCUUCAUCAAUGGGCAAAACAAAAUACUUGCUUUUCAAAAGGGACUAGUCUAAGAUAAGGAGUAGGGGUGACCUAAGGUGUAACAUUAGCUGCUUGGGGAAAUUCUGAUUGUCAAGUAGUCCCAUCUAUCACUGAAGAGUGCAGGAAUUAUCUUGCCCUGAAGGCAAGGCUUCUUUUCACAAAGUCAGCAUUUUGAGAAUCACACACACAAUUGUUUUUGUAUAUUAUUUAUGUUGUACAGUUGCAUUGCUGUUUUUGCAUCUCCCGGUUGACCAAGUGAUUUAAAGUGUAUGUACUGAGUUAAUGAAAAUCUGUUUCAUCAGAACCCAUUGUGAUAUAUAUA
This is a messenger RNA of Protopterus annectens (West African lungfish), 11614 nucleotides long. RefSeq names its product ubiquitin specific peptidase 54 (gene USP54). Gene Ontology annotation, molecular function: cysteine-type deubiquitinase activity. Gene Ontology annotation, biological process: protein deubiquitination. The coding region runs from base 1402 to 6678 and encodes 1758 amino acids. The transcript is spliced from 24 exons. Lineage: Eukaryota; Metazoa; Chordata; Ceratodontiformes; Protopteridae. The record is from RefSeq and is a predicted model, not a curated record.